AUGAAUCCUCUAAGCCAAAUUGUACGUGCUGCCAGGCCAAUCUAUCGCACUUUCUCCACAUCUGUGUCAAGUGCAUCUCAAGCCAAAGAAAUCCCAUCUACUGGCUUGUGCUUUGAACUCUCUGAUGAACAAAAAGCACUUCAAGAAUUGGCAAGGAAAUUUACCCGGGAAGAAAUUACACCAGUAGCAGCUCAAUAUGACAAGUCUGGGGAGUACCCAUGGCCCAUUGUCAAGAAGGCGUGGGAGCUCGGGCUUAUGAAUGGACAUAUUCCCGAACACUGUGGGGGUGUAGGCAAUUUAGGAGUGUUUGAAGAAUGUCUCAUCGGUGAAGAGUUUUCUUUCGGUUGUACCGGCAUCGGAACGGCUGUUGGUGGAACGAAUUUGGGAGUGAGUGGAAUGAAUAUGGGAGUCUUUGAUGGGUGUUUGAUUGGGGAGGAGUUUGCGUUCGGUUGUACAGGCAUAGCGACUGCAUUGGAAGCAAGUGGUCUUGGACAAACGCCAGUAAUAAUUGCCGGAAAUAAGGAACAGCAAAAGAAGUAUUUGGGUAGACUCAUCGACGAGCCCCUUGUUGCCGCUUACUGUGUGACAGAACCUGGUGCCGGGUCUGACGUGGCUGGAGUAAAGACUAAAGCGGUAAAGAAAGGUGACGAAUGGAUCAUCAAUGGCCAGAAAAUGUGGAUCACCAAUGGUGGUGUCGCCAACUGGUACUUUGUGUUGGCGAGAACAAACCCGGACCCCAAAUGCCCAGCUAGUAAGGCAUUCACUGGCUUCAUUGUGGAGAGAGAUUGGCCCGGCGUUAACCCUGGACGCAAGGAAUUGAACAUGGGACAACGCGCGUCCGAUACGCGCGGCAUAUCAUUCGAAGAUGUUCGCGUGCCCAAAGAGAAUGUUCUCCUUGGUGAAGGUGAUGGUUUCAAGAUCGCUAUGGGGGCCUUUGACAAGACUCGUCCACCUGUCGCGGCUGGCGCUACCGGUCUCGCGGCACGAGCUUUAUACGAAGCGACGAAAUAUUCGUUAGAACGCAAAACAUUCGGUGUACCAAUCGCUGCUCACCAGGCAGUGGCCUUUAUGAUCGCUGAUAUGGCGAUUGGUGUUGAGAGUGCCAGACUUGCCUGGCAAAGGGCCGCCUGGAUGGUUGACCACGGACAAAGAAACACAUUGAUGGCUUCAAUCGCGAAGUGCCACGCUUCAGAAAUCGCUAACAAAGCUGCCUCAGAUGCGGUUCAGAUAUUCGGCGGAAAUGGAUUCAAUACAGAAUAUCCCGUUGAAAAAUUAAUGCGUGACGCAAAAAUUUACCAAAUAUACGAAGGUACAUCACAAAUUCAAAGACUUAUUAUCUCAAGGGAGAUACUGACAGCUGCUAAGCAGUCUAAUGCUUAA
Messenger RNA from Pieris macdunnoughi, 1380 nucleotides. NCBI's taxonomy places the organism in Eukaryota, Metazoa, Arthropoda, Insecta, Lepidoptera, Pieridae. The record is from the annotation of a GenBank genome assembly.